GGGCUUUGUUUCAUUUAUAGCCCAAUCAAUUGGUUGUCCCAACAGAGAAGUCCAAUAUAAAACUCAAACCUGGUCUGCUCACCACUUCUGCGAAUCCACAAGUACCAGAGUCGAACCACCUCCCAUGGCUGCUCUGUCCUUCACUCCUCAAAUUCACCAGCUCACAAAACCCAAACCCAAACUCAAAGCCGGAUGGAGAUACAAACCGAAGGCCACUCUCUCUUUUCAGACCCCUAUCAGCAGCUCAACUUUCUCAGACCCCUUUGUUCUUCAACUGGCGGAGUCUCUUGAAGACUCCAUCCCUCACACUUCUUCUCAAUCUCCUCUUCAAUCCCUCAGGGACCUUUCCUCCCAGUCCUUGCUCUCCACUCCCUGGCCCACUCGCAAAGACGAGGACUUUCGGUUCACUGAUACCUCCCUCAUCAGACACUCCCAGAUAAUCCCAAUCUCUACCCCACCUCAACAAGAUCACUUAUUGGGCAUUUCCGAGGAUACCCAUUUGACUAAUCUUGCUAUUGUUGAUGGGUUUGUUGUGGAUUCUGUUUCCAACGUGUCCAAUUUGCCGAAUGGAGUCCUUGUGGGUAGCUUGUUGGGUUCAUCCUUAGACGGAAUUACCAAAAGGGUUUGUGAAUUUGUUGGUGAUUUUAAAUGGGGUGACUUGUUUUGGGCUAUUAAUGGAUUGGGGGCUCCAGAUGUGGCAGUUGUGUAUGUUCCGGAGAACUGCAAGGUGGAGAAUCCAGUGCAUUUGAGGUACUUUCAAGUGGAGGGGAGUGAGAAGGGAUCUAAUAAGUUUCCUGUGUCGAAUCCAAGGGUGAUUGUGGUCGUGGAGAAGGGAGCCGAGGUCGAGAUAGUUGAGGAGUUUGUGUGUAAAGAAGGGGAUGAUAGAAGUUACUGGGUGAAUCCUGUUAUGGAAGUGGUGAUUGGGGAGGGGGCUAAGGUUAGACAUUCAUAUGUGCAGAGAGAGUCGUUGAGUUCAGCACAUAUCAAAUGGACUUCCGUCAGGCAGGAAUCAGCUAGUACGUACAAGCUUGUGGAGGUAAGCACUGGUGGAAAGUUGAGCAGACACAACCUCCAUGUUCAGCAAUUUGGGCCAGAUACAGUGACAGAGUUAUCCACAUUCCACUUGUCCAUUGGUGAUCAAACACAAGAUCUACACAGUAGAUUAGUUUUUGACCAUCCACGAGGUUAUUCUCGACAACUUCACAAGUGUAUUGUGGCGCAUUCACUAGGACAAGCUGUUUUUGAUGGGAAUGUAAAGGUCAACAGAUACGCACAGCAGACGGAUGCAGGACAGCUAACAAGGAGCCUUCUCCUGGAACCUCGUGCAACUGUGAAUGUUAAACCAAAUCUCCAGAUUAUUGCUGAUGAUGUGAAGUGCUCUCAUGGAGCUGCAAUAAGUGACUUAGAAGAAAGCCAACUCUUCUACUUUCUUGCUCGGGGGAUUGACUUAGAGACGGCUAAAAGGGCUCUUGUUUUUUCCUUUGGAGCCGAGGUGAUGGUAGAAUUGUCCGAUCCUCGCGUCCACAACCUAGCUAAGCUUCAUGUCAAACAAAUGCUGGAACGCACUCCAAAAGGAUAAUCAUAGUGUGGGGUGAUUCAUUAGCACAAUGUAGUGCUGUUUGUUGUAGUUUAUGCGAUUCAAGUAAAUUCUGGUCUCAUUUGAGCAGUGUUAGCUCCAUGUGUUAACAUACAGGCCGAGUGAGAAUUUUUUUUUUUCUUUUUCUGGAUAAAGAAAGUUUUUGUGGCCACUCUAGAGGAUGUGGUGUUGUGGGUAGAAUCAAGAAUGUAAAAUUAUGAAUGAAACUGCAACUCAAAUUCAAUAUCUUCCACCUUGUGUGUUAAUAAUAAUUUUGAGUACCUUUUGCUGCUUGG
Tripterygium wilfordii is the source of this 1872-nucleotide messenger RNA. Its product is annotated as protein ABCI7, chloroplastic-like. Gene Ontology annotation, biological process: iron-sulfur cluster assembly. Lineage: Eukaryota; Viridiplantae; Streptophyta; Magnoliopsida; Celastrales; Celastraceae. The record is from RefSeq and is a predicted model, not a curated record. Bases 125 to 1579 code for a protein of 484 amino acids. The transcript is spliced from 4 exons.